Molecule: messenger RNA, 1389 nt
Organism: Thamnophis elegans (Western terrestrial garter snake)
Lineage: Eukaryota; Metazoa; Chordata; Lepidosauria; Squamata; Natricidae
Gene: INSM1
Product: INSM transcriptional repressor 1
Exons: 1
Coding region: 1-1389 (462 amino acids)
Biological process (GO): regulation of cell cycle process; neuron differentiation; negative regulation of transcription by RNA polymerase II
Cellular component (GO): transcription repressor complex; nucleus
Molecular function (GO): DNA-binding transcription repressor activity, RNA polymerase II-specific; RNA polymerase II cis-regulatory region sequence-specific DNA binding
Source: RefSeq, a predicted model, not a curated record
AUGCCCCGGGGCUUUUUGGUGAAGAGGAGUCGCAGACCUACGCCCAUCUCUUACCGGACGCGUUGCUCCUGCUACCCGGGCGCUGGGCUGGAAGGAGGAGGCGAUCCGGGGCAGCUCUUGGUGCCUCCGCCUUUUCCCGCCCCUCAUUUCCCCAGCUCAGUUUCGGCCUCGGAAUCCGCCGAAGCGGCGCUUCUGCCUGCGCCCGCCGCGCCGCAGUUCGGGACGCCGGAGGGCCCCUCUUCGCCGGCGCCUCUGCACAGCCCAGCGCGAGCGGUGAGCGAGGAGCGUAGCCUCCACCUGGCCUCGCCCGUCUCGGCCGAGUCCUUCCCGGCGCCGGAACCGUUACUCUUGGGCCCUGGAGGAGAACUCAAGCUUUGGGCAGUCGCGGCCGCCGCCGCCGCCCUCGCUUCUGGCCCGCCGCCUGUCCCCCAGCGCAGCCACGGGCCGAGCCCAGGCGCCUCGAAGCGGUCUCAGGGCAGGAAGGCCAAGGCGGCCCGCAAGUUGCACUUCGAGGACGAGGUAACCACGUCGCCCGUGCUGGGCCUGCGGAUCAAAGAAGGCCCGCCGGAGCCCGCUCUGGCCGCGCAACAACUGCAGCAGCAGCAGCAGCAGCCGCCGGCUGGCUCGGCCGCGGGGCUGAGAGCGGGGAGCGCGCAGCCGCUGGGCGAAUUCAUCUGCCAGCUGUGCAAGGAGCGCUACCCGGACCCGCUGGCUCUGGCUCAGCACAAGUGCUCGCGGAUCGUGCGCGUCGAGUACCGCUGUCCCGAGUGCGACAAGCUCUUCAGCUGCCCGGCCAACCUAGCCUCGCAUCGCCGAUGGCACAAACCGCGGCCGGUCAACGGAGCCCCGGCCAAGGCCAAGCCUGCUCCGGAGGAGGCCGCCAAGGGAGGAGGGGGCGGCGGCGGCGGCAACAGUAGCAGCAGCAGCAGCGAGCGGGAUACGCCGAGUCCGGGGAGCGGCGGGGGAGGCAGCAGCGGAGAACCGGAGGCCUCCGGAGCCGAGGAAUUCGCCUGCCCUCGUUGCGCCAAGCGGUUCCGACGCCAGAGCGCCCUGCGGAAGCACCUGCCGCUCCACCACGAGCCCCUGGACGGCUUGUCCCAGGCUCGGCCGCCUCCCGAGGCCUGUCUUGAAGAGGCGGCGUCCGGCCACAGCCCCCUGAGCUUGUCCGGGGAGUGCCACCUCUGCCCGGUGUGCGGGGAGACCUUCCCCAGCAAGAGCGGUCAAGAGCGUCACCUCCGCGUUCUCCAUGCCGCCCAGGCCUUCCCCUGCAAAUAUUGCCCAGCGACGUUUUACAGCUCGCCGGGCCUCACCCGACACAUCAACAAAUGCCAUCCCUCGGAGAACCGGCAGGUCAUCCUGCUCCAGGUCCCCGUGCGCCCAGCCUGCUAG